UCUUGGACCUACCACUGCAGGCAUGAGAUUCCUCUUCCUUAACCUGCUGUUCCUGGGGGCCUUGGGAUUGUGCUUGGCUGCACCUAGAGAGAAUGUUCGAUGGUGCACCAUCUCCCAACCCGAGGCCACCAAAUGCUCCAAGUGGCAGAAGAACAUGGAAAAAAUAGGAGGUCCCUCCAUCAGCUGUGUCAGGAAGAAAUCCACUCGUCAGUGCAUGGACGCCAUUGUGGCGAAGAAGGCAGAUGCCAUGACCCUCAAUGUCAGCUUGCUGUUGGAGGCAGGGCUAGACUCUUACAAACUUCGACCCAUAGCUGCAGAAGUCUAUGGAACGGAAGCCCAACCUCAGACCCACGUUUACGCUGUGGCCGUGGUGAAAAGCAGCAGCUCAUUACAACUGAACCAGCUGCGAGGUGCGAGGUCCUGCCACUCGGGCCUGGGCGAGGCCGCUGGCUGGACGAUUCCUCUAGGUCUUCUCCGUCUAUCCCUGAACUGGAAAGGCCCCCCAGAACCCCUGGAAGCAGCCGUAGCCAAGUUCUUCUCCAGCAGCUGUGUCCCGGGGGCCGACAGGACGCGCUUCCCCAAUUUGUGUCACCUGUGUGCUGGGACAAGGACCAAAAAGUGUGCCUUCUCCUCCCAGGAGCCCUACUUUGGCAACCGAGGGGCCUUCAAAUGUCUGAGGGACGGCGCUGGAGAUGUGGCUUUUAUGCAGCAUAGCACCCUACUUGAGGUGUUGACCGAUGCAGCCAAGAGAGACCAGUAUAAAUUACUAUGCCCCGACAACACUUGGAAACCUGUACACGAAUAUAAGCAGUGUCACCUGUCCAGGGUCCCUUCCCGCGCUGUGGUGGCCCGGAGUGAGGACGGCAGGGAAGAUUCCAUCUGGCAAGUUCUCCGCCAGGCCCAGGAAAGCUUUGGAAAACAGUCAUCAGAGUUCAAGCUCUUUGGCUCCCCUGGUGGACAGAAGAAUUUACUGUUCAAGGAUUUCACCAUUGGGUUUUUGAGGGUGCCUCCCAAGAUUGACGCUAAGCUAUACCUGGGAUCCAGACACAUCACUGCGUUCCAGAACCUGAAAGAAAGUGAGGAAGAAGUAGCAGCAAGAAGUUCCCGGAUUUCCUGGUGCGCUGUGGGGAGUGAUGAGCUGCGCAAGUGUGAGCGCUGGAGCCACCUAAGCCAGGGCAAGGUGAUCUGCACCGCGGCCUCCACCACGGAAGACUGCCUUGCCGCUAUCCUGAAAGCGGAGUCGGACGGCAUGAGUUUGGACGGAGGCUUCAUCUACACUGCCGGCAGAUGUGGUUUAGUACCUGUCCUGGCUGAGAAUCAAAAAUCCACAAAGAGUAAUGGUUCUGAUUGUGUGAACCGACCGCCUGAAGGCUACCUGGCUGUGGCAUUAGUGAUGAAAGAAAAUGCAGACAUCACCUGGAACUCUCUAGAAGGCAAGAAGUCCUGCCAUACCGCUGUGGGCAGAACUGCAGGCUGGAACAUUCCCAUAGGCUUGCUCUUCAACCAGACAGGCUCGUGCAAAUUUGGUGAAUUCUUUAGUCAAAGCUGUGCCCCUGGGUCUGAGCCGACAUCCAGUCUCUGUGCUCUGUGUGUCGGGGAUGAGAUGGGCCAGCAUAAAUGUGCAGCUAACAGCAGUGAGAGAUAUUUCGGCUACACUGGGGCUUUGAGGUGCCUGGUGGAGAAGUCAGGAGACGUUGCAUUUGUGAAAGAUUCCACCAUCUUCCAGAAUGCUGAGGGAAAGAACACAGAGGCAUGGGCUAGAGACUUAAAACUUGAGGACUAUGAGCUGUUGUGUCUGGAUGGCUCUCGGAAGCCGGUGACUGAGGCUCGGAGCUGUCACCUGGCUAUGGCCCCAAACCACGCUGUGGUAUCUCGGUCAGAGAAGGCAAAAGUCGUUGAAAAAGUGUUGCUGGAGCAACAGAUUCUGUUUGGAAGAACUGGACAGAAGUGUCCGGGCGAGUUUUGUCUAUUCCAGUCGGACACAAAAAACCUCCUAUUCAAUGACAACACCGAGUGUCUAGCCAGACUCCAGGGCAAAACAACCUAUGUGAAGUUCCUGGGACAGCAGUACGUCACCGCCACAACUACACUGACACAAUGCUCCACCUCCCCACUCCUGGAUGCCUGUGCUUUCCUAGAGAAGUAAAACUCAAAAAGAAGAUGACCCAGACUCCCCAGGAGCCUGCAUCCCGAUUCCUACAUGGACUAGGCUCCAGUACCCCCUGUCUGGCCUUCUCGAUCUCCUGUUGUCACUUGGAAAGAAAUAAAAAUCAGAGAGCCAUUGUUG
Dipodomys spectabilis (banner-tailed kangaroo rat) is the source of this 2287-nucleotide messenger RNA. It is a transcript of the gene Ltf, whose product is annotated as lactotransferrin. The coding region runs from base 23 to 2146 and encodes 707 amino acids. Lineage: Eukaryota; Metazoa; Chordata; Mammalia; Rodentia; Heteromyidae. Gene Ontology annotation, cellular component: plasma membrane; extracellular region; recycling endosome. Gene Ontology annotation, biological process: antibacterial humoral response; iron ion transport. The record is from RefSeq and is a predicted model, not a curated record. The transcript has 17 exons.